Striga asiatica is the source of this 1764-nucleotide messenger RNA. NCBI's taxonomy places the organism in Eukaryota, Viridiplantae, Streptophyta, Magnoliopsida, Lamiales, Orobanchaceae. The record is from the annotation of a GenBank genome assembly.
UUUGGAAUUGCUGUAAUACAACUACCCUAUAAUUUUGCCCUCAAGCAAACCAAAACCACACUUAGGUGGUUUAUAUAUUAUCGUCUGCCGCCUCCCUCGCUCUCUCUGGCUGAAUCCCGUCGAAAAUAUUCAUACACAGUUCAGUACGAAACCUAAUUAUGCCACGGACAACGACGGUGGAUAGCCCUGGCUGCCCUUCUCUCCGAGCCUUAACCUUCGACGCCCUCGGCCUUGUCAAAGUUAUUGAGGCACAUGAUGGAGAGAGCGGAGGUGCUGCGAAGAUGGUGGAGAGGUGGGGCGAACCGGAUGCAUCUAAAUGCGUGCUUGCAGUUUCCAUGGUCGACCGAGAGUCUGACCCACUGGUCGGUAUUGCAAGGAAAUGUGGUUCUGUUGAGGUGAUUAGUGCUAUUAAUGGGGAUCUUCGGGCUCAAAUACCGAACUUGCAUCCAUCUGCAGCAACUCCCGAGGAAGAUGCCAUCGUUGGUUUGCAUUUGUUUUCAAAACAUCAGCCCGAGUCAUCAUCAAGGUCAUGUACAUUGCUUACCUGCACGACAAAAGGGCGUGCCAGUAUGGAAUCUCUUGAGUUUGGCAGAACUGUAGCAGAUUUUGUUCGUGAUUCCUCACCAACAGUGUGGAAUGUAUGCGGAUCAGGUGAUAUUUUAUGUUCAAAAGUGGAUGGAAAAGAGAAUUAUGCUUUGUUUGGAGGGAAGGGCGUUGAAGUUAAUGUAUGGGAUCUUCAAAAGUGUGUUAAGAUCUGGACAGCAAAAUCUCCCCCAAAAGACAGUCUUGGAAUAUUCACCCAAUCUUGGUUUACAUCUGCAACCUUUUUGUGUAAAGAUGAUCACCGCAAAUUCGUCGCUGGCACAAAGUCUCAUCAGGUUCGUCUAUAUGAUAUUGCGGCUCAGAGAAGGCCCGUGAUGUCAAUUGAUUUCAGAGAAACCCCAAUUAAGGCAGUCUCUGAAGAUAUUGAUGGUCAUACAAUUUACAUAGGAAAUGGCUCGGGUGACCUUGCUUCUAUCGACACACGAACAGGGAAACUUUUGGGAUGCUUUAUUGGAAAAUGUUCUGGAAGUAUAAGAUCCAUAGUGAGGCAUCCUGAACUCCCUGUGAUUGCUUCAUGUGGUCUCGAUAGGUACUUGCGCAUUUGGGACAUAGAGUCGAGGCAACUUCUGUCAGCAGUUUUCUUGAAGCAACAUCUUUCUGCUAUUGUUUUUGAUUCACAUUUCCAUAACAAAGUUGCUUUGGAUCCUACUGCACAAGUUACAAAUACGGUAGACAUAGCUGAUGCUGAAGCACAUCCUGCCAAAAGGAAAAAGGAAUCUAGAGAAGAUUGUCCAAGUAGGAAGAAGAAAUCUAAGAGUAGCAGGAAAAGGUCUAAAGUUGAAGAAGAUUGACAUGUCAUUAGCUGGAAAUGACUCUGAAUAUUUUCCUAAAAGAAGCUUAAACUUGUCCAUCCUUGUCGAUUUCAAAGAUAUUUUCAUUCCAUGCCAGAUUUCCGUAAGAGGGUCUAAUCUGAGGAUGCAAAGGGCCUCGUAUGAGAAUUAGUUGAGCUACUACAAGUGUUUGAGACUUUUGUGUUGUAUUAGUGAGAAAUAUUUACCCUAUGUUCCUACUGUUUUGUCUUCGAUUGUAUCCUGCAUACUGAGAGUAUUCGAAAGUGAGGCUUUUUUUGGUAUUGCUGAAGUUGAAAUGCGCGAAUUGUACUCAAGAGGUUUUUCUACCCUAACAACAAAAAUCCAAGUUAACUGGACAAGAACAAAANAA